UAUAAAUGCAGGAAGAGCUACCGAUUUCGAAACUACCAGGCUUCAGCUACUUCCAGUUAACAGAGGGGAAGUCACUUUAAAAAAGAAGAUACCUGUAAUGAGAAAGUUCGACCACAAGAUGGGGCUGUUUUUACAAACAAUAUCUCAAACAUACCCUGCUUUACGCUUUUUAAAGACGGUGAUUACUCGCUUUUUCAACCAGGUGCAGUUUGAGGACGACAAAAAGGUGACGAUCGUCAAUAAGUACGAUUUCUUCCUCCACGUCUUUGACGAGCUGAUGGACCCACUGUCCAACUUGGUGGUGUACAACGAGGGACACACGCUGGCCUGGUUCCCCGCCAAGCCCGAGGCGACGGAGAAGACGUACUUCCUGUUCGGGGUUCUGUGCGGCAUGGCUCUGUACAACUGCAACGUGGUGCACCUGCCCUUCCCACUGGUGUUCUUCAAGAAGCUGCUCGGCGUCAAAGCGACACUGGACGACUUGAAGGAGUUUGAACCCACGGCUGGAGAGUACGGGGGAAAAAAAAUCCAUAAGAUAGCCACACCGUUUUACAAGCCGCAGGGUGUAAAGCACGGGUAUCACUUUGUGGCCGCCUUUGUCGACCACGUCUUCAACAAGUCGGUGGAGGGCGUCUUCAAGGUGUUCAAGCAAGGCUUCCUCAAGGUGUGCGCUGCUGAGGUGCUGGACUUCUUCCUGCCGGAGGAACUGCAAGCGGUGAUGGUGGGAAAUGAAGAGUACGACUGGGAACUCUUUGAGCAGAACACGGUGUAUUCCGGAGAGUACCACGCCCAGCACCGCAACAUCCUCACCUUCUGGCAGGUGUUCCACAAGCUCCGCCAGGAAGAGAAAAAGAAGUUCCUUUUGUUCCUCACAGGCUCCACCCGCGUGCCAGUGAUGGGCAUGGCCAGCAUCCGGAUGACGGUGGCCAUCUUGCCCAACUCCACCGACCUCCAUUACCCAGAAGCCCUCACCUGCCAUUACACUCUCUUACUGCCGCUGUACCCGCGCUAUCCCAUGGGGAGGCAGAUGCACAACCGGCUGGUUCAAGCCAUCAAUCACAGUCGUGGUUUCAGCAAGACCUACACGCACCAAGCUGAGUGACGUUCACUCCAUACUUGCCAACCUUGAGACCUCCGAUUUCGGGAGGUGGGGGUCGG
Nerophis ophidion (straightnose pipefish) is the source of this 1158-nucleotide messenger RNA. RefSeq names its product probable E3 ubiquitin-protein ligase HERC6. The transcript has 6 exons. Lineage: Eukaryota; Metazoa; Chordata; Actinopteri; Syngnathiformes; Syngnathidae. The record is from RefSeq and is a predicted model, not a curated record. Gene Ontology annotation, molecular function: ubiquitin protein ligase activity. Bases 98 to 1102 code for a protein of 334 amino acids. Gene Ontology annotation, biological process: protein ubiquitination; ubiquitin-dependent protein catabolic process.